AUGGUCAAGAAUUUGUGCAAUCAAAUGCAAAAGCUCUCCCGUGUUCUACGCAAUUUCAAUAUUACAAAAAUAAGUGAUUUGGAAUUAAUAUCGAAUAGCACUGAUCGCCUCGAUAUAACAUUUCAUUUCUUUGGCGUUAAGGGUGAUUCGAAUCGGAUACGUGAAGCCAUUACACGCAUGGUGGAAAGGGGGCGUAUCGGUAAUAUAACAUUGGUUUCCAACUAUCAUCUAUUCGAUGAAAAUCCUCCCCUAAAUCUCUUGGAUUUAUCUGUCAAUCAGAAACAAAUAAUACGUGAAGAUAGUCAAUUCAUAUUGUCGUGUACAGCUCAAGGAUCGGCACGUAUGCAAUUCCGCUGGUAUAAGGAUGGUGUUGUUGUCAAUGCCACCAAGGCAACCAGAGAAAUCUGGACAACCGUUUUGCCACCGGAAUCCAAAGAUGUCUUCACUGCCAUUUUGGGUAUUUCGAAAGCCACUCGGUUGGAUGAGGGCAUCUAUACCUGUAAGGUCAUUGACUGGGGCGUUGAGCAGUGCCGUUCGCUGCAUGUCCACAUUAAAUCCCCACCUCGCCUACGCGUAGACCCUGCCAGCGUUACUCUCCACAAAGGCGACUCCCUGCGUGUUCGAUGCCUUUCACCCGGCAAUGAUGAUAUCAAACGCUAUGCCCAACUUGGCUACAGUUGGUCACGCAACGGUCAGCUGUUUCAAUCCGAUCCCAAGACCGUUAUGUGGGAAGAUCUCUAUCCGGAUGGUAGUAUUUUAAAAAUAAAUAAUAUACAAAAAUCUGCCGAAUAUACCUGUGUGGUUUCGAAUACCGUCAAACCGGUAUCGAAGAGUGUCUACAUCACGGUCAUUGAUCGCAGUGCUGUUCAUGUUUGUCAUGCUGAGUCGGCCUAUGGGGUACAUUGGCCCACAAGUGCCCCGGGAGGGGUGCCUGUCAUCUCCGAUUGCCCUCGUGGCUUUGAGGGUUUCUCGAAGCGUACAUGUGAAAAACGAGAUGCCGGCAACACUACAUGGCUGACGCCAGAUUUUUCUAAUUGUAUUCGUGAUCACUUGCUGAGAAUUUAUAAUGAAUUUCGUGCCCUUACUUCGGGAUUCCAGCAGACAAAUACAUCGGAUUUGCUAAAGGCUAGCUUGGAUUAUACGCUGAGGAGGUAUAAGCAUUUUUUGCCAGGAGAGGCGGGUUUCCUGAUUGAUAUGUUGCAUGAGCUCGAUAAUUAUUUGCAAUUGAAAGGCUCUCAACUGGAACGUGAAAUGGCUGCUGAGAUAAUUUUGCAUAUUUUAGAUAAAGUCAUGCAAAAUCCACAAUCAUUGAACAGUCAACAGCAAAUUAAAAAGUUGCAACUUUUAACGCAAUCAGCCGCAUUGAACCGUGAAACAAUUGCAGCUUCACAAUUAGCAACGUCAACAUCAACGGGCGGCAUCAGCCAGGCAGCUGCUGCUGCUGCCACAUCUUCAGGUUCUUCAACUUCCAACAAGGGAUCCCUGUCCUCUUCCUCCAGCAUCUCCGUAUCAUCAUCAUCGUCGUCGUCUUCCAUUUUAACUUUAACCCAGCCAUCGCGAAUAGAUGCCAUUGAAGAUGUUGAUGUUUUGAAGGCCAAUCCGGGUGUGGCUGGCAUUGGCCAUUUGGGAGUUGCAGGCGGAAACAACCGACAAACUUUGUUAAAAACUGACAUUUCACAGUCUGUCGCUAAUGGAGCAACGGCUGGUGCAAUGGAUGCAACUGCGGGUGGCGUUGCUGGCGGUGUUCUAACAGUUGAUGAAGAUUCUUUGUCGUUGGACCGUCUAAACUCGUUGCGCAUCUAUAUGACGUCCAUAAAAACUUUACCCUUCAAUUUACGCAUUUAUGGUGAUAAUUUAUUUUCGGAUCAGCUUUACAUGGACAUUGGUUUAUCGAAUCGUUUGCUCAACAUUAUGGCCAAUAAUACGAUAUUUGCCUCGGUUAUAUCAUAUAAAAAUCUGAAAAGUUUUCUGCCCAAAACCUACUAUACACGUGGAAGUGAUCCCAAAGAAUCUGAUUACAUUCUGGCAUCGCGCAUCAUUCAAACCUGGCUCUUUCAAUCGAAUCGGUCUAAUGAUAAUUUACGCGAACCAUUGGAUUUACCCUUCGAACAUGGACAUGUAGAGAUUAUGUUCCAACACGAACCGGCGCCCAAGGAUGGUGAUUGGAUGGCUGUGUGUGGCCAUGAUUAUAAAGCAUCAUUCGAAAGCAGUUGGCGUUCAGAUUUGUGCAUAACCAAAAAUCUAAGGGAGAAUAUAACACAUUGUAUUUGCCCCGUAUCGGGUACUUAUGUGGUAAUGCUAACCAAACGUAAUAAUCAUUUACAUCACUUGGCCACACCGCCACGUCCCAUGUUCGUCAUCAUUAGCUGUGUCUGCUGUUUGCUGCAAUCGUGCUCGGCCUUCAUCAUUCUGCUGCCCAUUUGGUUUAAUCGCCAGUGUGCCAUAACAUUUUUGAAAAUGCAAUUUUGUGUUUCGACUUCGAGCAUAAUGGUCAUAUUUUUACUGGGAUUUUUGAAAAUGCUGCCAGUGAACUGGCAACCGGUAAUUAGUUCAUCACUGGCAUCAUUGCUGCUCUUGGGUAUCUCUACACUAAUUGCUAUUGCAUUAGUGAUACACUCGGAAUUGGUGCCGAAAAAGGUAAUGCACCACCACCAACAACAACAACAACAACAGCAUCAACUAAAUAAGAAAUCCGCAACAAAUUCUGCAACAACGACAAAAGCUGGUAACACCGGUAACAUAAUGACCACCGUGGCCAGUGGAUCGCCGCCACACAAAACCCCAUCGGCAACAACAAAAGCAACCACUACGGCACUGAAGAAAACCAAACACUCCAAAAUGGACCAGGAAAAGGCCACAACACCAUUGUCGGCCUCAUCAACAUCGGCAACAUCUGAUUCGCUGGCCAGCAGCAAUAACAUAAGUAUCACCCAAAUUAGUGGCACCACUACAACGCCGGUUCACAAUGCCCGGAAAGAUUCGGACACAUCGCGCAAUGAUGGCAAUUCACAGCAUACCCUGCUAAGACGUUCGGCAUCGGCAUUGUUGAAGCCACCGGCAAGAUUUAGCAAGACAAUGUCCCGGAGUAGUAGCAGCAGGAGUGGUGGUGGUGGUGGUGCUGGGAAACAAACGACCAUGGCCGCAUCUGGUGUCAGAGGAGCCAUUGGCAUUAGUUGGUUACUACCGUUACUAUUUGCGAUAACAUCGCCUUUAAUUUGUACAAUUAACGGUAAAUGGCCACAGAACUGGUGGCUGGAAAUUAUGAGCCAUUCCAUGACUUCAUCAGGAGGAGUAGCAGCAGGAGUAACCAUGUCCACAACAGCUGCUGCUGCCGCUGCAGCCGCUUAUGGCACAACAACAGCAACAUCAUCGUUCGCAACAACGACAACAAUUACAGAUGGUUUCACACAAUUACGCAGCCAUUUAACACCAACAACACUGGGCAGCGAACCACCCCCACCUCUGCUAAGCAAUGGCGAUAGUGUGUUGGAAUUUAAUGCCACGACCACAAUGCAAAGUGCGGAUAUGGGAGCCACAUCCUAUACCUCGCCAGCUACUUUAUGGUCACCCACAUUCUCAUCAUCGCAGUCAUCAUCCUCUGCUGCUGACUCCAUGUUAUCCUCGUCCUCGUCGACUGCCGGCAUGAUUGGACCAUCCUUAAGUUUUAUUUUAUUUCUGUGCGUUGAUAUUUUGUUCAUUUUGUUAUUCUUUGCCCUAUUUGCGAUUUUAAUCAAAAAACUUUUAUGGCUGUGGCAUAAAAAUCGUCGUGGCCCAAACAAUGCCAUGCAUCAACUAGAUAAAUUCAAUACAGCGAUGAGACAAAGAAUUGGUCUAUUGUAUCGCACUGGCUGCCUGCUGUUAAUCAAACUGUGCACUGACGCCCUAUUCAUUGUAUAUAGUAAUACAACAACAAUAACACUGGAAACAUGGUGGUGUUAUCCAUUUGGCAUAUCGUGUAUUUUGAUGGGCUUUACCAUACUCUGCUGUUUUGUGAUAAAACCUGAAUCACCUUUGCGCCAUGACAAGGGUGCCUUGGGUCGCUACUCGUCGAGUGAUAAUCUAAAAAAGAAACUCAGUUCCAGUAAAACAAGUUUAGAUGAUAACUACUGUACAGGGACCAUUAAUACACCAAUUAGUUUUUACACAAAUCAUGAAAAAGAAUCUGAACUUAGCAGCUCAGCACCACCGUUGAUGCACAAAACACCACCAUCACCGGCUCGACGACAUCAAUUGGAGUUGAGUGCUGUUGCUGCCUCGGCUGCUGGAGCGGCAUCAUGUCAAAUGCCGGGCUUAACCAUAAUCUCCACAGCUCCACGUUGUCAAAUGUUGCCUUUGCUGGCGGCGACAGCAGCCUCACAACAGGAACAUCAUCACGUGGCAAGUGUGGAGACGUUUAUUGGCCCGACACAACCUCCGCCACCAACAUCCAUGGGUACCAUAACCCUUAACAAUGGCAAUCCCAUGGCUUCGGCCUGCAGUACCUUGGAACGCAAGUCGGCCGGCAAACAUAUGACGACAUGUUUGCAGCAACAGUUCCAACAUCAGCAUCAUCCACAUCCCGGCAAUUCACAAUCGUCGUCAACUUCGGCGACAUUGACAUCAAUAACAUCUCCACGAGCCAUGAGAUGCUGCAACAUAUUGGGUGGAAAUGUCAAUGUGGCCGGAGAGCGACUUAGCAAUAGCAGCACGACGGGUGGAAAUUGUGUACAACAACCACAACAUCAUAUUGCCGUUAUGCCACAAGUUGUUUCUGGCAGCUCCAUGGGUUACUAUGAUGCAUAUGGAACUGCUGCAACGUCAGCGCUUAACAUGCCACCACCACCGUCAGCAUCCAUGACGGGUAGCUUAAGUCGAAGAAGUCAUUUGUCCGCAACACAUGCUCAACAAGCAUCUAGCGGCGAUUAUAUCGGUGCCGAGCAUUUGGAUAUAUUGCAGAAUGUUGCCGGUGAUACCAUCAUUGGCAUACGUUCCAGUGGAAAUCCCCUGAAUAUGUGUCCCACUGCAACAUCAUAUCACCAUCAGGCUGGACAUCAUAAUACGCAAAUGUUGCCAUCCGGUGCCACUAUCGUAUCCAUAAGUGGUCUGGCGAAUAAAGUACAAGCGACAUCGCAGUCACAGCCACCACUACCACCACCACUCUCCUCCUCCUCGUCCAUUGUGGCCAUGGCAAUGCCAUCAGCUCUGCAAUCCUGCAAUAGUUAUACAAUGCCAACAGGGCCACAGCCAACAACUGCAACAACAGCGGCAACAAUGGUCACCACAACAUCGGUAACAACACAAACACCAAAAACUCAAAAACGUGUAACCAUUAUGGAACCGACGACACACACAUUCGAUCCACUGUUGCCAACAAUGGUGGCCGUUAUGCAGGGUACCACCAAUGCAACGACGGCGACGGCGGUCGCGUCAACGAAUUCUGGACAACACCAACAGCAGCCGCAGCAGCAGUCGGGUCAGCAAUCAAAUAGUGGCAUACCUAAAAUUAAUACAAACAAUAGCGGUAAUGUAAACAGUGAGGAGGGCAACAAAGCGAAUAGUGCUGGUGGUGGUGUUGGUGAAGUUGAGGAUACCUCAGCCAUGCUGGACCGCAUUAGUCACGAUUUGAAUUAUUUACUCAAUGGAGCCGAAGAUGAUGAUCAAAUACCACCACCACCAAAACCACCAACGAGUUCCAUACCCAAUGAAACUUCGGCAAAUGCUGAGGUGAUAUUUAGUAAAAAGGAUAUGCUGUAAUGCAUGUCGCACUAAGAAGAUCCAACUAAAGAGGAAUCAAUGAAGAAAACAAAAAAGACGAAAAAACACAAAGACAGGGUUAGUUAGGUUUUGUAGAAAUAAAAGAAAGAUAAAAAUUAAAUUAUUUUAAGUAAAAAACA
This is a messenger RNA of Musca domestica (house fly), 5873 nucleotides long. RefSeq lists its product as uncharacterized. Gene Ontology annotation, molecular function: G protein-coupled receptor activity. Bases 1 to 5733 code for a protein of 1910 amino acids. The record is from RefSeq and is a predicted model, not a curated record. The transcript has 17 exons. Lineage: Eukaryota; Metazoa; Arthropoda; Insecta; Diptera; Muscidae. Gene Ontology annotation, cellular component: membrane.